GCGGAUGCCUUUCCAGCUGCAACCCAUCACUGGGAAACACCUUAUUUUGUUUUAUUAUAUAGACGACUAUGCAAAGACGAAGAAUUCCCUAGUGCUUGUUUGAUUUGACAGCCUAUCAAGAUCAUGAAUUGUUUCACAGAUCAUGAUUUCAUUCACCAAAUAAAAUGUUUUUACGUUUUAUUUAACCUAUAAUUUCAUAAACUUUGAUUUCUAACAGAUCCGACUUUUACACGAGGCCGAGUUCAAAGUACGUGUAUGUGCAAUACAAUAGACAAAAGCGCGUGCUGCUACUGUGUAAAUCCUGUUCGGGAACGUGCAGCUAUUGGUCAGACCUCGCCAAGAAGUUGUCGCAGUAGGCAAUCAAAUGACUUUGCUGACGCACCGCCCACAGAGAACACUGCAGAGCAGAGUAUAAAUAGCAGCUGCCAGAGGAAGUGGGUUAUUACUUUUGUCCAGAAAGCAAAGACUAUUUCUGCAAAAAUGGCAAGAACCAAGCAGACCGCUCGUAAAUCUACCGGAGGCAAAGCCCCAAGGAAGCAGCUCGCCACCAAGGCUGCCCGCAAGAGUGCUCCCGCCACUGGCGGCGUCAAGAAGCCUCAUCGUUACAGGCCCGGUACCGUGGCUCUCCGAGAGAUCCGCCGCUACCAGAAGUCCACUGAGCUGCUGAUCCGCAAACUGCCCUUCCAGCGUCUGGUCCGAGAAAUCGCUCAAGACUUCAAGACGGAUCUGCGCUUCCAGAGCUCCGCUGUCAUGGCUCUUCAGGAGUCUAGCGAGGCUUAUCUGGUCGGUCUGUUCGAGGACACCAACCUGUGCGCCAUCCACGCCAAGAGGGUCACCAUCAUGCCCAAGGACAUCCAGCUGGCCCGCCGCAUCCGCGGAGAGCGCGCUUAAUUUCACUGUUAUCUUAAUUUAAACCCAAAGGCUCUUUUAAGAGCCACUCCACUAUAUAUAAAAGUAAAAUUUUCUAAAGCUUUAAGUGUACAGCCAGAUUGGUCUUGAUGUAAUCAUUGUGUUCUUUGUACACUCGCAGGAUGAUCAAUAUAUAAUAUUAACGAAGUACCAGUUAACACCAUUGCCAGACAAGUGUGAAAACUAUUCUAUGUACAAACAAAAAUUUGGUGUCACCCUACCUUGAAGCACUGGUGGUGUUUUUGCAAAUGUACACUUCACUAAAUAUAAGUGCUGUUCAUAACAAUAGCAAUUUAAUAAGAUUGAUUCAUUCUGCAAAAAAAUAAAACCUGACGUUGACAUUAA
Molecule: messenger RNA, 1254 nt
Organism: Danio aesculapii
Lineage: Eukaryota; Metazoa; Chordata; Actinopteri; Cypriniformes; Danionidae
Exons: 1
Coding region: 256-891 (211 amino acids)
Cellular component (GO): nucleosome
Molecular function (GO): DNA binding; structural constituent of chromatin; protein heterodimerization activity
Source: RefSeq, a predicted model, not a curated record